UACAAAAUGGCUUUCAAGUUCGUAGCUCUCCUUGCUUUAGUGGCUGUUGCCAAUGCCGGAUACGUCCAACAUGCCCCAUUGGCAUAUGCUGCCUCCCCAGCAGCAGUUGUACACCACUCUGCUCCUGUCCUCGCCAAGGCCGUCGAAGAAUACGAUCCUCAUCCACAAUACAAAUUCGCCUACGAUGUUCAAGACUCUCUCUCAGGAGACUCCAAGAGCCAAAGCGAAACCCGUGAUGGAGAUGUUGUCCAAGGAGAAUACUCUCUGAUCGAUGCCGAUGGAUACAAGAGGACCGUUCACUACACCGCCGAUCCCGUUAACGGAUUCAGCGCUGUUGUCGACCGUCAACCACUUGCACAUGUUGUCAAGACUGUUGCUGCCGCCCCAGUUGUUAAGGCUGCUUACGCUGCCCCAGCUAUUGUCAAGUCAGCAUCAUUGGCUUAUGCUCCCGCACCAGUCGCUUACUCCGCACCAACACUCGUCAAAUCCGCUCCAUUGGCUUACGCUUCUGCCCCAGUAGCUUACUCUGCACCAGCUCACUACGCUUCUGCCCCAGUAGCCUACUCCGCACCAUCUCACUACGCUUACUCUGGUCCAGUUGUAGCUAAAGCAGCUUAUGCCUACGCCCACUAG
Messenger RNA from Episyrphus balteatus (marmalade hoverfly), 633 nucleotides. RefSeq names its product larval cuticle protein A2B-like. The record is from RefSeq and is a predicted model, not a curated record. Gene Ontology annotation, cellular component: extracellular matrix. The transcript is spliced from 2 exons. The coding region runs from base 7 to 633 and encodes 208 amino acids. Lineage: Eukaryota; Metazoa; Arthropoda; Insecta; Diptera; Syrphidae.